Messenger RNA from Suillus subalutaceus, 792 nucleotides. RefSeq lists its product as uncharacterized. The record is from RefSeq and is a predicted model, not a curated record. The transcript has 2 exons. Bases 1 to 792 code for a protein of 263 amino acids. NCBI's taxonomy places the organism in Eukaryota, Fungi, Basidiomycota, Agaricomycetes, Boletales, Suillaceae.
AUGUCUACAAUUAUCAUUCUCCUGGGCCCACCCGUUUAUAUUAUAUACCCCUACGUCGGCCUACCCAUCUAUGCAAUAUAUGUCUACCAUUGGCCCACCCUCGAGGAUAUAUCUACCUUCGGCCCAUGGUCCGCUGGCCCGUAUCAUACGGGAUAUUAUGCAUGUCCGUUCACUCGUAUAAUACGGAGAUAUGUUACUGCAAUAUGUGAUGACAUCAAUGGUCAUGCAUACCUCCUAGAUGCUGAAACCCAUGAGGUGAUCUUCAUUGCUAACGCUCCCACAGCCCCUACCUCAGGUACCACUACACCCACCAAAGAGUUUACUGGGCUUGCCUAUGAUAGUCCUACAUUAGUGUUUAUCGAGGAACUCCCAGAGGAUGUGUAUGAUGCACUCCUUGCUGCUGUUGACCUACAAGCCAGUAUUGACUGGUGUACACACUCUCAGGCUGUUGACUUUGCGGGUCUCACCUAUAAGGCACCAAAUCAGUGCACAUGUACUCCCAUUGAUCCAUCUAUCAUCUCAUUCUUUCUUGAUAGUGGUGCCUCUGUGCAUAUCAGCAACACUAAAGCAGAUUUUGACACCUUGUACCCCACCUGUCAUAUACCAUAUAUCCGGGUACAGAUCCAAUCCAGAUCUGAUGGACAUAUCCAUCGUCUGGUCCACAGAUCCAAUCUGAUUCUUAUUUCAUGUCCUGUUCAUAUAACUCUAACUAUUGUUCAUCUCCUUUCGGUAUUCCUGUACACCGGUAAUCUGGUUAUCUUUACUUCCGCUAUGCUUACUGAUCUACUUUAA